UUACAACCCAAUCUCUCUAUAAGUGUAAAUAUAUCUCCCACUCCCAUACCCACAAAUCAAAAAAUCAGUCUAAAACCCCAGAUUUCUCUCGCCAACUUUCCCAUUUCCCAAACAAACAAACGAAACUAAAAUCAUGGCAGAUCAAGAGAGCCAGUCAUGGCCGCUGGCGCCGAUGCGAGUCCACCAGAGAAGCGACGAAGAAAAUCCGGCCUUCAAAGCCCUCCGCAAGGAGCGAACCAACAAAUGCUUCGUCUACAUCUUCGCCGGAAUCGUAAUCCUCGGCGCAAUCUUACUCAUCUUCGCCCUAAUCGUUCUCCGAUCGAAGUCUCCCGAAAUCAAGCUCAAAUCAGUGACCGUAAAAUCCCUCGACUACUCCACCUCGCCAUGGCCGUCGCUCAACGCGACUCUGAUCGCAACGGUGGCGAUUAAGAACCCAAAUUUCGGUCCGUACAGAUUCGGGAGCAACAACAGCGCGGUUUUUCUGUACGGAGGGGGGAAAUUGGGGGAGCAGAGGAUCAGGCAGGGGAAGGCGACGGCGAAGGCGACGAAGAGAGUGAACGUGACGGUGGAGAUCCGGACGAGCAGAUUGCCGCAGGGGAGUAACAAUCUGGGCGGCGAUUUGAGCUCUGGAAUGGUGAAUUUGAGUAGUUAUUGUAAGUUUACUGGAAGAGUUCAUCUGAUUAAGAUUUUCGAGAAUAGGAAGACGGCGGAGAUGAAUUGCGCCAUGACUCUGGUUUUGAAAACCAAGAUGAUCAAGAAUUUGAGAUGUGAUUAGUUACUAUGAAUUAUCUUUGUUUU
Molecule: messenger RNA, 798 nt
Organism: Morus notabilis
Lineage: Eukaryota; Viridiplantae; Streptophyta; Magnoliopsida; Rosales; Moraceae
Product: late embryogenesis abundant protein At1g64065
Exons: 1
Coding region: 134-775 (213 amino acids)
Source: RefSeq, a predicted model, not a curated record